UUAAUCUCACAUGGUGUUGGAGUCGUCGUGCGGGGAAGCUCUGCGAUGGGGGGGGGGGAUUGGCUCAAGGUCAGCGGAGCUGGGAAAAAAACCACAGGCCUUGUGACAACUUCAAUCUGGACGACCGAUUCUAUUAAAACGCCUGCCAGAAAAGCGUCGAACCGAUCCCUAUCGUAUGUCUCCGUUGAUCGCCACGCAGCUGGGAGAGAACAGGGCGGGUGGGAAGCGGGGAGGCGAACAAGGGAGAGAGGGGUAUUUGACAAUCCGGAAAAGAAAAUAAAAGGAACAGCAAGCAAAGGAAAGUCACGAGAGCAGGCUGACCAAGGUCCCGGAACGCCCACGACGCUGUCUGACGAGCUGGUUCAGGAUCUGGAGGUUGCUGUAGGAAAAACACGGGGAGUUGCACAGAGAGACUACAGAGAGACGACAGAGAGAGACACCGCGGGCGGAGAACUAGAGCAGUUCGCCCAAAACAGCAACUCUCCUGUCAGCCCAUCCAGGCAACUCUUUCUCCCCCUCCUUUCCUUCUUGCCGUCAACUCCCCUUCCCCUCCCCCCCCCCUCAUCUGUGUCAUUAGUCGUCAGUUCUGUUGCUUCGAGCUGGAGGGGUCUUCUCUAGACUUCCAUGACAUUAGUCAUUCUCAUUGCCGCGUAUUCGCUGCCGCGUACUUGCGUUGCUGCCUGUUUACUCGCCUGCCUGUUCCAGACCCGAAAAGUGCCUGAAACCCACCAGUCUCCACUCGCGUCGUAUUAUUCUGCCGAUGAAGGGACGGAGUUCUACUCCGGAGCACACUUGGGAUAGUGCUGUUUGGAAAUUCAAUGGGUUCCAUAUCGCUGUUCGGCACGACCACAAGCAAUGGGAGUAU
Molecule: messenger RNA, 865 nt
Organism: Penicilliopsis zonata CBS 506.65
Lineage: Eukaryota; Fungi; Ascomycota; Eurotiomycetes; Eurotiales; Aspergillaceae
Exons: 2
Coding region: 46-618 (190 amino acids)
Source: RefSeq, a predicted model, not a curated record